This is a messenger RNA of Stylophora pistillata, 1445 nucleotides long. Its product is annotated as isocitrate dehydrogenase [NAD] subunit beta, mitochondrial. The record is from RefSeq and is a predicted model, not a curated record. Lineage: Eukaryota; Metazoa; Cnidaria; Anthozoa; Scleractinia; Pocilloporidae. Gene Ontology annotation, cellular component: mitochondrion. Gene Ontology annotation, molecular function: NAD binding; magnesium ion binding; oxidoreductase activity, acting on the CH-OH group of donors, NAD or NADP as acceptor. Gene Ontology annotation, biological process: tricarboxylic acid cycle; isocitrate metabolic process.
UAACGGAAUUUCACGGAAUACGUAUCAACAUGGCGGCCAUGAAGCUGUUGUGUUUUACAGGCCGGGCUUCUUUGACACGGAGUUUUCAGCUUCUUCCAGCUGCCUGGUGUAAGACAAGAUUAUUUAGCAGUGUAUCAGAGCCACUCACAGAAGCUCAAGGCCGAUACAAGGUGACACUCAUCCCAGGGGAUGGAGUUGGACCCGAACUUGUAUACAGUGUUAAAAGAAUCUUCAGUGCUGCUGGAACCCCUGUGGACUGGGAUGAAAUUCCAGUGAGUGAUAUGAGUUAUGGUAGCAGAUACACAUUAGAUGACGUUGUUCAGUCGAUGAAGAAAACUGGAGUGGGGUUAAAAGGAGCACUAACCACACCAUCAAGUAUCUCCAGUCAAGAUCACUUGUCUCUAAAUCAAAAAAUGAAAACAGAACUGGACUUGUUUGCAAAUGUUGUUCAUUGUAAAAGCCUCCCAGGAUACAAAACCAGGCACAAUGAUAUAGAUAUGAUCAUCAUCAGAGAACAAACAGAAGGAGAGUACACAAGUUUGGAGCAUGAGAGUGUACCAGGAGUAGUUGAAAUGAUUAAGGUUAUCACCAAAAAAAAAUCUGAAAGAAUUGCCAAGUUUGCUUUUGAUUAUGCAACAAAACACAAACGACAGAAGGUUACUGCUGUUCAUAAGGCAAACAUCAUGAAGCAGGGCGAUGGGUUAUUUCUGAAAACUUGUGAAGAAGUUUCCAAACUCUACCCAAAGAUCAAGUUUGAAGGGAUGAUAGUAGACAACACUUGCAUGCAGCUUGUAGCCAAGCCAGGCCAGUUUGAUGUGAUGGUACUGCCAAACUUGUAUGGCAGUAUUGUGGACAAUGUUGGGGCAGCAUUGGUGGGUGGGGCAGGUGUUGUGCCUGGAAAAAGUCUUGGAAGUAACUUUGCCAUUUUUGAGCCUGGAGCUCGUCAUACUUAUGCUGGAGUAGCAGGGAGAAAUAUUGCAAACCCCACUGCAAUGAUUUUAGCAAGCGUGGACAUGCUGGAUCACAUGAAUCUUAGAUCCUAUGCUAAAAUGAUCAAUGAUGCUUUAGAGAAGACAAUUGCUGAAGGACAGUUGACAAUGGACAUGGGUGGCAGUGCAAGUACCUCAGACUUUGUUCAAGCCAUCAUUCAUAAUUUGUACUCUUAGGAAAUGUUACAAAAGGAUCAAUGCUAUUGCCGAAAAAAAGGAUUCAAUGAUUUGUAAAUUUUUGUUAUAGUUGCAAUAAUUUGAUGGAAUUGCAAUCUGGAUUAUUGCAGGACAAUUGGGCAAAGUCACUCUGUACAAAAUGUUCUUCGGAGCACCGAGUUAUUAUUUUUCAUGAAAAUACUAGUUGUCAGUUCAUUUGGAGGCUUGCUGUAUAUAUUUUUUGAUUAUAACAAACACACAUUUCAAGAUUUAAAAAUAAAGAAUGCAACAAAAAUUUAA